GGUUUGUGCGCAAAUUAGGCCUCUCUGUCAGACGAACCAAUCAAAACGGAAAACGGAUAUUGAUCAUUUGCAUGCAUCCUCCUUAUUUACCAAAAAUGCCGGAGAAGCAAAUAGAGCUCGGGGAAUUAAGCCCCUCGAUAGCAGGCAAGGAAAACAGCAUGACUCUGACAGCCGACCAGGCAGUGGAGAAGGCGGGAGGUUUUGGCUGGUAUCAGCUCCGCGUCUUCGCGGUCAUCAGCUACGCCGUAAUUUUCUGCAGCUGUGUGCUGAUGGUGAUGACGUUCAGUACAGCGGAACCCCCCUGGCAAUGCGUAGCUAACAGCUCGUGUAACUUCACCGGGACCUUUAAACCGGGGGAUGCUAAUUAUGAAAAGCGCUGUUUGAUGGCCCGGGAUCAGUGGGAAUUCGCCAUAGAUGCAGGGUUCGACUCUAUUGUCACUGAGUGGGACCUGGUUUGCUCGAAGUCUAUGUACGCGACAAUUGCCAAUUCGAUCACGUUUAUUCUGUGGAUAUUUGGUGCUAUGGCUGGCAGUAUUAUUAGCGACAAAUUUGGUCGCAAAAUCGUUGUCUUCCCGUGUGUAAUCUUCGCGUCCUUGUGUGGCUUGGCAUCUGCAUUUGCGAACAAAUACUGGGUGUUUGCACUGUUCAGGGCUCUGCUAGGCGCCGGUAUAGGUGGUUACUCAAUCUGCGGCUUUGUCCUUGUCAUGGAAUACAUUGGUAUACGACACCGAAGCAUUGUGGGAUUCUGCGUGUGGUAUCCAUGGAUACUGGCACUAUUCAUGCUCGCGUUGCUAGGAUACUUAAUCCCGAGCUGGCGAACCCUAUCCAUCAUUACUAGCGCGCCUGGUCUUCUUUUUUUCGUCUUUUGGUGGUUCACUCCUGAUUCCCUACGCUGGUACCUCGUGAAGGGGAAGUUUGACGAUGCCAAAAAAGUCCUUGUAGAUGUCGCCAAGGGCUGUGGGAAUAAUUACACCAAACAAGACUUCGAGUUUGAAGAGGAACACACAUUUAAUAUAGAACAUGAAAGGCUUGGCGACAUCAGAGACCUGUUUCAUUCGCGCUCCAUGGCGCACAGGACACUUGUCAGCUGGUAUUGCUGGUUGGUCAGCGGUUUGGUAUAUUACGGAAUCAGUCUCAGUAGCACCACCAUUGGCGGCGACAUGUACCUCAACUUCUUCCUGUCUGCGUUAUUCGAGGGAAUCGGCAUGGCAAUAGGAAUUCCUCUUCUCGACAGGUUUGGCAGGAAGAAAACUAUAGUAGCCUCAAUGUACGUUGCAGCGUUGGCAGCAAUCGUAGCAGCACUUCUCAGCCAAUAUGAUGAUGGCAGUCAAGCAAUGCUUGUUGGCAAGAUAAUCUCAGCCAUGGUGAUCGCCAAGUUCUUCGUGACGAUUGCAUUUGAUGGUGUCUACGUCUACUCGUCAGAGUUGUUCCCAACAGUCGUAAGGAACACGGCAAUGGGGACGUCUACUUCAGCGGCACGAAUUGGUUCUUUUGCUGCCCCAUUCACUGUAUACUCGCAAAAAGUCCAUCCCAUGAUGCCUUUCGGGAUCAUGGCCCUGAAUGCGCUAAUUUGCGGCAUUCUCUGCAUGACUCUUCCCGAGACCAAGGACAAACCGCUGCCCGAUACCGUCAAGCAGACCGAGGAGUCCCCGUGCGAGUAUGCAUUCGAGGCUGAUCAAAAUGGCUACAUUGUCGAGGAGAAAUUGCUCCAACCCUUCCCCACACAGCAUGUCAGUGCUGCUUGAUAGACACAGGGCUCCCACACACAGCAUGUCAGUGCCGAUUGAUAGACACAGGGCUCCCACACACAGCAUUUCAGUGCCGAUUGAUGGACACAGGGCUCCCACACACAGCAUGUCAGUGCCGAUUGAUGGACACAGGGCUCCCACACACAGCAUGUCAGUGCCGAUUGAUGGACACAGGGCUCCCACACACAGCAUGUCAGUGCCGCUUGGUGGACAAAUGCCCAAUAGAGUGCGCGAUAAAAAAAUAGGUUUUCUUAGAAAGCGUGAAUAUGUCCAUCAUUUCACGCAAAGCAUCAAUUCAAAUCGCUUGGCUUGAAGUCAAAUUUGUUUUUCAGUCUUUGGCCUCGUCUAUACUCAUUCGAAUUCAAAAUGGCGGUCGCAAGCGCGAAAUCAAAAGGUGACGAUAUAACGUUGGCCGUGCAGCCAAAAGACGCCUGGGGAAGAGGCCAUUUAGUAUUAGUUGUUUUAUUCUCAUCAUUGGUUCUCUGAUGAACACAUUGUUUUCGUCAUCAGACUACAACCCCCCAAGAUUAGAAUCCUGAGUCAAUCUAUAUAUUGGUUAUAAAAAAUAAACAUUUUAAGAUGAA
Nematostella vectensis (starlet sea anemone) is the source of this 2332-nucleotide messenger RNA. RefSeq names its product solute carrier family 22 member 15-like. NCBI's taxonomy places the organism in Eukaryota, Metazoa, Cnidaria, Anthozoa, Actiniaria, Edwardsiidae. The record is from RefSeq and is a predicted model, not a curated record. The transcript has 10 exons. Gene Ontology annotation, biological process: transmembrane transport. Bases 72 to 1745 code for a protein of 557 amino acids. Gene Ontology annotation, molecular function: transmembrane transporter activity. Gene Ontology annotation, cellular component: membrane.